Vespula vulgaris is the source of this 2498-nucleotide messenger RNA. RefSeq lists its product as uncharacterized. The transcript has 4 exons. Gene Ontology annotation, molecular function: poly(A) RNA polymerase activity. NCBI's taxonomy places the organism in Eukaryota, Metazoa, Arthropoda, Insecta, Hymenoptera, Vespidae. Gene Ontology annotation, biological process: mRNA 3'-end processing; mitochondrial mRNA polyadenylation. Bases 336 to 2336 code for a protein of 666 amino acids. The record is from RefSeq and is a predicted model, not a curated record.
UAUCAUGUUUGGCACAAUAUUUCUAUUACUUUUCAAAUUAUUUUAUGUAGUAUAUCGAUAUCAAUAUUAUAUUUAUACGCAUUAAUUUAUGCGUCAUGCUUUAAAGACAAAAGACGACGUGAUAUUAGUAUCUACUGAUGUUAGAAAAAGUCUCGUGAUAUUUUAUUAAACAUUACUUUAAUAUUUUUUUUAAUAAAAUAUCCGAAGAAAGAUAAAUAGUAGAGAGAUAUAUUUUAUAAUUAUAUAUAAAUAUUCGUAUGUGUCGCAGUAUACAAGUUGCAGAUCAUCAACUCCUGUUAAUUGUUCUCCAGCAGAGAUAAGUUUAAGAAAAUAAAAUGGCCACCAAAGACAGUAACAUUUCUAAUUGGAAGGAAUUGAUAAGAAAUUUUAUGGUAUUAACUUUUGUAGAGGAAGAACCAAAUAUUGAUACUAUAUCAUCAGAACAAUCUGUUGCACCUUAUUCCGAAAUCAUACAGCAACCUACGCAUUGUAAAAUAAAAGAUGAUUCUAACCUAUAUAUACCUAAUGAUGUAUAUACAGAGAUUAAUAAACUUUUGCAGUGGCCAAUGAACGUAAAGAACAAAAUUCGUAAAAAGUGCAAAAAAAAAAACUAUACUCAUAAUUUUGAUACUACAUACACAAUAGAAUUGUUUAAGAUAGAAGAAAAAAUAUUUACUAUUUCCAAAAUGAUAGAAAUUAUAAUUAUAAAAAGUUUUGAAUUUUCAUGCAUAUGCAAAAAAAAUAAAAUAAGAUAUUGUUUUUUUUGCAAACAAAGUGUACUUAAUAAUUUACAAAGAUUUUAUGAACAUAUACGUUCUUUUAAUCAUGUACAGAAUCUUAAGAAAACGAUAUUAGACCACGAAUGUCUUGAUAUAACAAUAAAGUUUAUGGAGGAAACCAAUAAAUAUUGGAAAUGUCACGAAUGUGAAAUAUUAUUAUUAAAAUAUCACAAAUCCGUGCAUCAACGUGAUAAAAAUAAAAACUAUAAUAAAAUAUUUUUGAAAUGUUAUGAAGAAUCCAAAAAUCAACGUAACCAUCUGAUGAAAGAAUUUGACAACUAUUGGUAUAAUAUUCAAACAUAUGCUUGUGUACCUUGUAAAGUACAAUUUAAAUUCAAAUUAAAUUUUUUAAACCAUAUUCAUACCUCACAUAAUACUGAGCAAGAUAUUAUAUAUGAUUUUUGCAUACCAUGUGCAAUAUUAUGGAUAGUAAAGAAAGAUAAAUGUUGCUAUUCAUUUUCAAUACAUUGUGGUAAUAUUAUGCAUAAAUUUUUAGUAAAUAGUUCAGAUUUUGUAAUUGGAGAAUUACCUUCGCGUGCAAAAGAAUUACUUGAACAUGUGGAAGAGACUACAGAAAACUUAUUUUUAUUAUCAGAGACCAUAUUAAAAUCUGACUUAACAAAGGAAAAAUUGCUAAAACAAUUAACAUCUUUAUUAAGUUCUGUAUUCCCUAGAUUAAAAAUAUAUCCAUUUGGAUCCAGAAUAACAGGCUUAGCCUUUGCAAGUAGUGAUAUAGAUGUAUUCAUUGACUGUGAAGGGGAUGCAUAUGAAUACAAUGAAUGCGAUAAAUUCCCAUCUUUAACAUAUUAUAUGGAUAUUAUCAAAAAAUGUUUACAAAAUGACAAAGAUAUUUGGGAUGUGCAAGAAAUAUUAAAAAAAACUAAAGUACCUAUUAUAAGAUUAAGACAUAGACAAACUGGAUUACAAUGUGAUAUUUCCUUUUCUAAUGGCUUAUCAGUUGAAAAUACUAAAUUAAUUAAAUCCAUUAAUGAAGCAUGUCCAUCAUGUAGAAAAUUAAUUUUAUUUGUUAAAAAGUGGCUAUCUUGCUGUAGUUUACCUGGUCUUAAUUGUAUUACGAACUAUGCUCUUACCUGGCUUGUUAUAUUUUAUUUACAAAUUCAGAAGUUUUUACCAAGCAUUAAUACUUUAAUAAAGCGGAAAAAUAAAUCAAGACGUAUUUCUGGUUGGGAAACUGGAGUCGACCAUGAAAUUCUUGAUGUAGUUGUGAACAAAUCUUUUAUUCAACUACUAAGAGAAUUUUUUAUUUUUUAUGGUCAUUUUAAUUAUAGGGAUUAUGUUAUUUGUCCAUUGAUUGGUGAUACAGUGGAGAAAAAAAAUUUCAUAGAUAUUUUUACAUUACCAGAAGCAAUGGAUCUUUACAUAGAAUAUAUUCAAAAAUCAGUCAAUAAUGAAAGUUUUCGUAUUGAUUCUUCAAUAUGUAUACAAGAUCCAUAUGAGUUAUCACAUAAUUUGACAAAAGCUGUAGCACCUAUAACAUUAAGAGCUUUCAAACAAUAUUGCAAACUGAGUGCAAAUAUUCUGGAUAACAUAUUGUAACCAUAAUAUGAAAUAUGAAAAUAUGUAUCAGUUAAUAUUUCACAUUAUAGAGUAGAUUAUUAUUAGGUAUUAUUUUAUAAGCUAAGUUAUAAUCUUAAAAACAUAAAGAAAAUAAUAUUAAUAGUUAUACAUUCUUAAUAAAUUUUCUUGCAUGCAAAAAGA